Cotesia glomerata is the source of this 1834-nucleotide messenger RNA. RefSeq names its product adhesive plaque matrix protein-like. Lineage: Eukaryota; Metazoa; Arthropoda; Insecta; Hymenoptera; Braconidae. The record is from RefSeq and is a predicted model, not a curated record. The transcript has 2 exons. Bases 105 to 965 code for a protein of 286 amino acids.
UUAGGUUAAAAAUCAACCAUAUGGCAUCUGUAUAAAUUCAAGUGACUCAACCACCAAGAAGAUGACUCUUCACAAUUUUCAUGAAAAUUUAACGUUCGAUUACGAUGAACUGCUACUGUAGCAGAACCAAGUCUCGGCCCAGCCUCUCGGAAAGAAUCAACAGCAUUGUCACCAAGUAUGUCUAUCAGCCGCGAUACCGGCCCUUGGAAAGAUGUCCUGGCCCGGUUCGGACAUGCCACAGCCCCCCUCGGAGUAAUUCAAGACCAUGUUCCGUUCCAAAAGAAUUUAUACGGUCAGUUCCUGUCUCCCAUCAAUACGUUUCUACUCCCUGCAAGAAAUCUUAUCGUCCAUGUUCCUCAUCUUCCUACGAGCUAAUUUCGACUUGCAAAUACUCUCCAAGAACAGAAAGAACAGCCGCAAAUCCACCACCGUACCCAGGACCUAAUUUACGGCGGUAUCUGUCUACAAAAAAUAUCUGCCCGUCAUUAAAGGGCCGGCUGAUGCUCUACAAUUGCUACGACUCUGAAAUACCCCCAACUUAUCGAGCCACAUCCUCAUCGGCAGGUGUUCUACAUCCUAGAUGUUCUCUUCCUCCAGCUCGACCUCCACCUCUUCCGCGAACACCAACACCAACACUAGUCUGUCAAUGCAAGCCCGGAUAUUCAUAUUCGUAUUUACAUUCUCCGAGCAGGUUUACCUGUGAUAGUUUUCCUCGACUGAGAAAUAAAGAAUUGUUCAGGUGCGACGUAACCUGUCCGACUAGACAACAUCAUCCACUAAAAGAGCAUAAACGUGUUCUGUCACCUCGACAACGACCGUGUGUCGUUGGUUCAUACGAGCCGCCGUUCUCUUCGCCGCUUCUUGAAAGAGAGUUUACAACCAGGUUUGUCAGAGUACCCGUUAAUAAUUACUGUACCGACCUACCUGCCAGCCCAACAAUGUGCCCACGGAGAUAUGUUUGUUGAAGUUUACAUUAAAUUCAAGUAUGGAUGGAAAUUGAUGCUCCUUGUUCAUGAUUUAUGGUCAAAAUAUUCAACGUUUAUGGUAGUUAAUUUUUGAGUGUAAUAUGGAGCACGAAGAGGUGAAAAAAUUCGGCACGCAACCAUCAACCAGCAACGAAAUAGUAUGCAAACUACUAUAUUCAUAAAGAAGAUGUUAAACUCGAUGAGUAUUACACACAAGUUGGGAUAUUUUAAAAUCAAGGAGAAUUUAUAUCCCACGCCGCCGAGAUUUUCGUUAGCAUAACGACCAAGAGAUGGACUCGGCUCCCGCUGAUCGAAGGAGAAUAAAUAUAAGUAAUAAGUAAUAAAAAAUGAAGUAAAGUAAAGAUACACGACGCGUUACAAGAACCGCUACCGAAUAUUCUCUUUCGUUUUACUCGAUCGGAUUCUGUAUAGUAAUGAAUGGAGGAUGGGGGAUGCUCGCAGCUUAAAACACACGUAAUAUAACGAUCGCGGUGGGGUUUAGAACCAGCACCCAGAAGCAAGAGCCAGCGGGUGUGCUUCAUUUCAGCCUUCAGCGUGAUGUUGUAGUUCUCGAGUAUCUCGAAACUGGCUAAACACCCAGGUUACUUUUAUUUGCGGUGGAUUUUGUCUUGUGUUGGUGUACUGAAACUUAUUUGGGACUAUGCCCAUACCAGCAAAAGCAAAUCUUUAAGCCAGGCUGAGAGCUGAGAGCACGGACAUGUAAUUACUCAGGAAUGAGUUAUCGUGUGGCGUUGCACCUUCACGAAAACGUCCACGUUGGUGGAACUCGUAUGCUGGUGAACGGAACGACGACAGAGUAUAAAAUAUAAUGUAUGCUGAGGACAACCUGCCGCGUCUUACCGUUCCGA